GAUCAGGUAAGAUGUGGAGGUGAUAGCAGGUAUGACAAGUUAAACCAGCAUGGCGAGGCGACUCCACUUCAACUGCAAUUUCUCCGCUGUUAGAAGAAAGAGCCCAGAAGCCAAAUCUGGCUCACAGCCCAACUCCCGGCUCGUAGUGUGGAUCUGGAGAUGAAUAACACUAGCUAAACGCGGGAAUUUGCUUUCUUUAUUUAUUAUGUGCUUUUGCAAACGUCAAAGUAACGAAUCCCAGUUUGGCAUCUAAGGCUUCAGAUUGGGCUCGAUUAAGAACGUUUAAAUGGAAUUAUUUGGACAGUUCAGGCGGGUCCUCCAUGUGUUGGCAAAGGAGUCGCAUCGUACACUGCAGACAGACGGUGCAGUUUGAGGAGAGAUUUUCGACGCUUUCCCUCAUUCCUUUUCCCUCGUCCCCUCUCUGUUCUGCAUCUUAGCGCGCGGGCGCGCGCGAGAGAGAGAGAGAGAGUUUCAUAAAGUUUCUGGGUGCCAAGAAGCGUCUCUCCGAUUCCUUAUCAUGAGUAACCCCACAAAUUCUUCACAGUUUCACCAAAAUCAGUUUAUGGUUCUUGAGGCCCACAAUGUCUAAACUUACAAGUUCUUCAGACUACUACUUAAAACUAGUCUGAUAUAGUUGAGGUAUUUACUACAGAGGCACGCAACAACUUUGGCGGUCUCUCCUUCACAUUCAAGGGCACUAAUUGUUCCAGAAAUGCCCGUUCCUGUACUCGAUGGGGGAAAUCCAAAUACAGCUACUAAUGGGGCCAUACAAAAUGAAAGGGAAUUACUUUACAACGUGGAGAUAGUCUUAGGCCGGAUUAGGAUACUUGAAGACGAUAUACAGAAGUUUGACUUAAAAAUCAAGCACCACGAGGCAAACCUGGAGUUUUUGAAGUGCCAAUCAAACAGCUUAGACAAGUCAAUAAAGGAUCUGGAAGGUGGACUUGUCGCACAUCGUUCAUCAAGAAAAGCUGAAACGAACAGUCAGAAUCAUGAAAAUGUGCAGAGUGAAAAGGAUACUAUUGAUCAGAUAUUGAAAGAGGAUAAAAAAGCUUCUAGUGUGUUAUGCAGGGAGAAGAGCUUGCAAGCAGCUGGCUGCACCCUGUCUAAAGAUAUUCUUGGUAUAGUUGCUAUGCUUGGGAAGGCACCAGAUGAUAACCUCAGCAGGCUUUUCUCGGAAUAUCUGGGAUCAGAAAAUAUGCUUGCAAUUGUUUGCAAGACAUAUGAGGGUAUUAAAGCUCUUGAAAGUUAUGACACUGAAGCCAAGAUCAAUAUCGUGUCUGGAAUUCAUGGAGUAGGAACUAUUACAGGAAAGCCUGUCAGUGGGAGAUUUCUUGCAAUUUGUCUCGAAGAUUUAAGGCCUUAUGUGGGAAAACUAGUCGCUGGGGAUCCACAAAAAAGGCUUGAUUUGCUGAAGCCCAGACUUCCAGAUGGCACACAUCCACUUGGCUUUAUCGACUUUGCAGUGAAUAUGGUCCAUGUAAAUCCUGCUUAUUUGACCUGUGUUACAUCCUCGGGAUAUGGCCUGAGGGAAACAUUGUUUUAUGAGCUUUUCUCACAGUUGCAAGUGUAUUGGACCAGAAAAGAAAUGGAACUUGCUCUCCCUUGCAUAAGUGAUGGUGCCCUAUCAUUGGAUGGCGGAAUUAUUAGAACUCGUGGUAUGAUUUCACUUGGUCAGAGAGAAGAAGUUGAAGUUAGGUUUUCUGUAAGUUUGCCUGCUUCAUCAAUGUCUCUUGACAUGGUUGAAUCUGAGGAACGUUUGAGGCUGAUGAUAUGGAACAAAGAAAGGAUUGAUGAAGACAUCAGAAGAGAGAAGAGUGUUUUGGAUAAAGUUAGAAGUAUGUAUACUUUGAAAAGAGAAGAAUUUAUGAAAUUCCUAGAUCAGAGCGCUCCACUAAUGAGCAAGCAUCAGGAUCUUCUGGGGCAAAGAGAGAAAUGCUAGGAGAACGGAGGUUGAGAUGAGUCCUUGCACAUUCAACUAAAUGUUCUCCAUUAUAGACAAUGCUCUACCAUCUAUUGCUUCGGUUUAAUAAAUGCUCAGACAUGUAAGAACAUGUCCUACAGGUUGCACUUCUCUAUGAAAAGCAGGGCCUUCACUAGUGAUAUCACUGACCAUCCAGUUCGUAUUCCAACCGGAAAUGUUAUGCCUAAAAUCUUUUUGGCGGUUCUGUUUCUGUGGAGCCAGUUGAUACUCCUGCAAUUUUUUGAAGCAUUACUGCUGAAUGAUGACUACCGACUAACCGAUAUUCUGUGGGUGAAUCCCAUACAGUACAGUAACUCCGGUGUUCUCUUUUUUGGUGCAUUUGGUGGUGUAUCUCUGUCACAAACCAGUCUGUUUUAAAGAACCUGAAUGCUUGAUUUGAUUUGAUCCGAGUAAGAUUCUGCUGGAACAUACUGAAGCUCUUGCCAGGAAUGGUUUUUGACUCCAUGAUUGCCAGCAUUUUAUUGGAGGUUAACUGUUUUGACAGAAGGAUAGGGGAAUAAGCCUGUAUUGAUCGUAUCGAGUUGGCAUUAUGGUCAUGAAAUACUUUUUGGACUCUAAAUUGUUAGCAGUUAUUGGCUUAAACGAUCAUACUGAGUUUCAUUGAAAUUUGAUAAGCUGUCUGCAGAUCUGACAUGGUUGGCUUGCCA
This is a messenger RNA of Nymphaea colorata (pocket water lily), 2631 nucleotides long. RefSeq names its product protein DEFECTIVE IN MERISTEM SILENCING 3-like. The record is from RefSeq and is a predicted model, not a curated record. Bases 713 to 1942 code for a protein of 409 amino acids. NCBI's taxonomy places the organism in Eukaryota, Viridiplantae, Streptophyta, Magnoliopsida, Nymphaeales, Nymphaeaceae. The transcript is spliced from 9 exons.